This is a messenger RNA of Oncorhynchus kisutch (coho salmon), 2914 nucleotides long. Its product is annotated as polysialoglycoprotein-like. The coding region runs from base 34 to 2826 and encodes 930 amino acids. The transcript is spliced from 7 exons. The record is from RefSeq and is a predicted model, not a curated record. NCBI's taxonomy places the organism in Eukaryota, Metazoa, Chordata, Actinopteri, Salmoniformes, Salmonidae.
UCAUUAGUGGCCUAUAUAAGCCUCAUACAGGCCAUGGGAAGACAUUACCUGUUGAUAACACAGACUAUUUUCAUGAUCAUGGGAGGUGUGAGAGAAUUGCUGCUCGUUGUGAUGACUGUGGGGGUUGUCAAAGUUUCUUGUUACCCUGUUGGAAAGUCCCAGAAGCAAGAUCAAGUCUCUCUGCAGAGGAGACUUGGAGAGCUGUCAUCAAAUGACGUCUCCAUUGUGCAUGCCCUGGCCUUGCUCCGAUCCAUAGGGUCUGACGCGAAACAAACCAGAGAAGAGUAUUUAGAGACCAAUGAAGUAGAAUCCCAAGCUUCUCCAAACCAUGGUAGUUCUCCGGCAAAUGAUGCCCUGUCCUCUGAGGAGAAGCUGAGGCACAUGUCCUCUGACGACGCCACCUCUGAAGCUGCCACCGGCCCGUCCUCUGACGACGCCACCUCUGAAGCUGCCACCGGCCCGUCCUCUGACGACGCCACCUCUGAAGCUGCCACCGGCCCGUCCUCUGACGACGCCACCUCUGAAGCUGCCACCGGCCCGUCCUCUGACGACGCCACCUCUGAAGCUGCCACCGGCCCGUCCUCUGACGACGCCACCUCUGAAGCUGCCACCGGCCCGUCCUCUGACGACGCCACCUCUGAAGCUGCCACCGGCCCGUCCUCUGACGACGCCACCUCUGAAGCUGCCACCGGCCCGUCCUCUGACGACGCCACCUCUGAAGCUGCCACCGGCCCGUCCUCUGACGACGCCACCUCUGAAGCUGCCACCGGCCCGUCCUCUGACGACGCCACCUCUGAAGCUGCCACCGGCCCGUCCUCUGACGACGCCACCUCUGAAGCUGCCACCGGCCCGUCCUCUGACGACGCCACCUCUGAAGCUGCCACCGGCCCGUCCUCUGACGACGCCACCUCUGAAGCUGCCACCGGCCCGUCCUCUGACGACGCCACCUCUGAAGCUGCCACCGGCCCGUCCUCUGACGACGCCACCUCUGAAGCUGCCACCGGCCCGUCCUCUGACGACGCCACCUCUGAAGCUGCCACCGGCCCGUCCGGCGACGACGCCACCUCUGAAGCUGCCACCGGCCCGUCCGGCGACGACGCCACCUCUGAAGCUGCCACCGGCCCGUCCGGCGACGACGCCACCUCUGAAGCUGCCACCGGCCCGUCCGGCGACGACGCCACCUCUGAAGCUGCCACCGGCCCGUCCGGCGACGACGCCACCUCUGAAGCUGCCACCGGCCCGUCCGGCGACGACGCCACCUCUGAAGCUGCCACCGGCCCGUCCGGCGACGACGCCACCUCUGAAGCUGCCACCGGCCCGUCCGGCGACGACGCCACCUCUGAAGCUGCCACCGGCCCGUCCGGCGACGACGCCACCUCUGAAGCUGCCACCGGCCCGUCCGGCGACGACGCCACCUCUGAAGCUGCCACCGCUGCCACCGGCCCGUCCGGCGACGACGCCACCUCUGAAGCUGCCACCGGCCCGUCCGGCGACGACGCCACCUCUGAAGCUGCCACCGGCCCGUCCGGCGACGACGCCACCUCUGAAGCUGCCACCGGCCCGUCCGGCGACGACGCCACCUCUGAAGCUGCCACCGGCCCGUCCGGCGACGACGCCACCUCUGAAGCUGCCACCGGCCCGUCCGGCGACGACGCCACCUCUGAAGCUGCCACCGGCCCGUCCGGCGACGACGCCACCUCUGAAGCUGCCACCGGCCCGUCCGGCGACGACGCCACCUCUGAAGCUGCCACCGGCCCCUCUGGCGACGACGCCACCUCUGAAGCUGCCACCGGCCCGUCUGGCGACGACGCCACCUCUGAAGCUGCCACCGGCCCGUCUGGCGACGACGCCACCUCUGAAGCUGCCACCGGCCCGUCUGGCGACGACGCCACCUCUGAAGCUGCCACCGGCCCGUCUGGCGACGACGCCACCUCUGAAGCUGCCACCGGCCCGUCUGGCGACGCCACCUCUGUAGCUGCCACCGGCCCGUCCUCUGACGACGCCACCUCUGAAGCUGCCACCGGCCCGUCUGGCGACGACGCCACCUCUGAAGCUGCCAUCGGCCCGUCCGGCGACGACGCCACCUCUGAAGCUGCCAUCGGCCCGUCCGGCGACGACGCCACCUCUGAAGCUGCCACCGGCCCGCACAUGUCCUCUGACGACGCCACCUCUGAAGCUGCCACCGGCCCGUCCUCUGACGACGCCACCUCUGAAGCUGCCACCGGCCCGUCCUCUGACGACGCCACCUCUGAAGCUGCCACCGGCCCGUCCUCUGACGACGCCACCUCUGAAGCUGCCACCGGCCCGUCCUCUGACGACGCCACCUCUGAAGCUGCCACCGGCCCGUCCUCUGACGACGCCACCUCUGAAGCUGCCACCGGCCCGUCCUCUGACGACGCCACCGGCCCGUCCUCUGACGACGCCACCUCUGAAGCUGCCACCGGCCCGUCCUCUGACGACGCCACCUCUGAAGCUGCCACCGGCCCGUCCGGCGACGACGCCACCUCUGAAGCUGCCACCGGCCCGUCCUCUGACGACGCCACCUCUGAAGCUGCCACCGGCCCGUCCUCUGACGACGCCACCUCUGAAGCUGCCACCGGCCCGUCCUCUGACGACGCCACCUCUGAAGCUGCCACCGGCCCGUCCUCUGACGACGCCACCUCUGAAGCUGCCACCAGCCCGUCCUCUGACGACGCCACCUCUGAAGCUGCCACCGGCCCGUCCGGUGACGACGCCACCUCUGAAGCUGCCACCGGCCCGUCCGGUGACGACGCCACCUCUGAAGCUGCCACCGGCCCGUCCGGCGACGACGCCAUGGAUAUCUGACGUGGGACAUGCAAUAGUUAACGGGUACUCUAGUCCAGUGUGUAACUGCAUUUGCUUGUUUUGGCUCAAAUAAACAUUAACUGUAAUA